AUGGCGGACAAAGACCUGCCUACGAUUGAGGAAAUCAAAGCAGCUUCAGAGCUUCUCAGUCAACCCAAUAUGUCCACAAAGGUGGUGAAAAUCAACGACAGGAUCGCGGUUAAAUAUGGAUGUGCAGUGUCCCUUUUAGAGGCAGAAACCAUGAAAUUCGUCGCUCUAAACAGCAUGGUUCCCGUGCCCAAGGUCUUAGCCGCCUUCGCCGAGGAAGAAACCAGCUUGAAAUUCAUCGUGAUGGAACUCGUCCCGGGCCGCACUCUUGAAGCGUUACUUCCUACUCUUAACGCUAAAGAGAAGGUGGAAGUUUGUACUCUAGUUAAGAAUGCAAUUGACGAGCUUCGAAGAAUCCCGGAACAAAAUUAUAUUGGGGGUGUGAACCGGCAGCCUUUGGACAGUGCAGUUUUCUGGGUGCCUGACCAUGAUCCCACCAUCUCUGGACCUUUCGAUACCGAGGCAGAUAUGAACGAAGGGAUGUUAAAGCAUCUCGCGCAGAAUAAUUCGGCCAUCUAUGUACAGUUUUUACGGGAUUUAAUAAAUGACACAUUACAUGGUCACAAAACUGUCUUCACCCACGGAGAUUUGCAGCCGAAGAAUAUCAUGGUCAACCGAAUUAGCAGCCCAGAGGAUUCUGAGAGUCGGUUCGAAAUCCACUUGAUAGACUGGGAGGCAGCUGCGUGGUACCCAGAGUAUUGGGAGUUUUGUAUCUCAACAUUUGGAUGCCGCAUUAGACACGAAUGGCUAGAGCUCACUCGAAAUAUCUUACAGCAGUAUCAUCGUGAAUAUCUCAUGAUGCAAGUUAUUUUCAGCAUUGCAUACUAUUAA
Pseudogymnoascus destructans is the source of this 828-nucleotide messenger RNA. RefSeq lists its product as uncharacterized. NCBI's taxonomy places the organism in Eukaryota, Fungi, Ascomycota, Leotiomycetes, Thelebolales, Thelebolaceae. The record is from RefSeq and is a predicted model, not a curated record. The transcript has a single exon. Bases 1 to 828 code for a protein of 275 amino acids.